AAAGAAACAUCCACCAUAACAUGUCGUCUUUUAACGAGUCUGUUGGCCUGGGUUAUCUGAAGACUAAUGCCAUAGAGUUUGUCAACUACAACAAGCGUCAGAUGAGCCGUAUCUACCCCAAAGGAGGUCGGGUGGACUCCAGUAAUUACAUGCCUCAGAUCUUCUGGAACGCAGGCUGCCAGAUGGUCUCACUCAACUUCCAGACCCCAGACCUCGCCAUGCAGUUGAACCAGGGAAAGUUUGAGUAUAACGGCUCCUGCGGGUACCUGCUGAAGCCUGACUUCAUGCGGCGGUCAGACAGGAUGUUUGAUCCCUUCUCAGAAACACCCGUGGAUGGUGUCAUUGCUGCAACCUGCAGUGUACAGGUGUUCUCUGGUCAGUUCCUGUCAGACAAGAAGAUUGGCACAUAUGUUGAAGUGGACAUGUACGGGCUGCCGACGGACACCAUCAGAAAAGAGUUUCGCACACGCAUGGUGAUGAACAAUGGGCUUAACCCUGCCUACAACGAGGAACCCUUCGUCUUCAGAAAGGUGAUUUUACCAGAUCUUGCAGUACUGCGGAUUGCAGUCUAUGAUGACAACAACAAGCUGAUUGGCCAGCGCAUCCUGCCUCUGGAUGGCCUACAGGCUGGUUACCGCCACAUCUCUCUGAGGAAUGAGGGCAACAAACCCCUAUCGCUGCCCACCAUCUUCUGCCAAAUCAUCCUCAAGACCUACGUGCCCGACGGCUUUGGAGCAAUUGUGGACGCUCUUUCUGACCCAAAGAAGUUCUUGACCAUAGCGGAGAAGAGAGCUGACCAGAUGAAAGCUUUGGGCAUUGACACGAAUGACAUAGCGGACGUUCCCAGCGGAAGCUCAAAGAAUGACAAGAAGGGAAAGGGUAAAGGGGACACUGUGAAGGCCAGUGUGACACCACAAGCCAGCUCAGACAUGGCCCAGUCCUCCAACGCUGCCCAGAAUAACAUAGAAAACAAGAAGGACUCUGCACUCGUGCCUCAUGUCAGCAUUGAUGAAUUAAAGCAAAUGAAGACGUACCUGAAAUUGAUUAAAAAGCAACAGAAGGAGCUUGGUGCUUUAAAGAAGAAACAUUUGAAGGAUCAAAAUACAAUGCAGAAGGCUCACUGUGGUCAGAUGGAAAAGAUGGUGUCUCUGCACGACAAGGAUAAGACAUCCCUGGAGAAACUACUAGAAAAAGCCAUCAAGAAACGUGGUGAAAACAACUGUCAAGAGCUGAAGAAGGAGACAGAAGAUAAGAUCCAAACACUACUCAAUGAUCAUAAAGCCAAGGUGAAGGACAUCACAGCGCAGCACACCAAAGAGUGGUCGGAGCUGAGCAGCAGUCACAGCAGUGAGGAGCAGGAGAUAAAGGACGGCCAUGUCACUCAGCAAUGUGAACACCUCAAGAAACUCCUAACCACUGUUCAGGAGCAGCAGACCGUGCAGCUCAAACUCAUCCAUGAACGGCAAAGCAAAGAGAUGCGAGCCAGCCAGGCCAAGAUGUCCAUGGAAAACAGCAAAGCUAUCAGCCAGGACAAGAGCAUCAAAAACAAGGCAGAGAGAGAAAGGAGAGUGAGGGAGUUAAAUAGCAGCAACACCAAGAAGUUCCUGGAUGAAAGAAAGAGGCUGGCUAUGAAGCAACAGAAGGAGAUGGAGCAGCUACAGAAAAACCAGAGAGAACAGUUGGAGAAACUGGAGAAGUUCAAUGAGCAGGCCAAGGACAUGCAGCAGAUGGUGAAGCUGGAGGAGGAGAUGGACCGCAGGCCUGCCACAGUGGUGUGAGCGACUGAGACACAAACACACAUGUAUACUCCUACACACACACACACUUCGUGGACAGUACUCUACAACCAGAGACAAAAACCCUGCCUUCAUCACUGUCUCUGUUCUUUUCUGCCAUGUUCACACACACACACACACACGUUAGUCUUCUCCAUUCAUCUGCACUCCCUGUUCUCUGCAACUGUUCCCCACCCACUAACUUUAUUACACUGAGCCACUGGUGCUUACCACUGUUUGCUGGGAUUCAACCACUUAUUAAAAAAAAAAAAUUAUUUUAAAGAGUUAGCGACAGAGUCAGGCGCAUACCCUCCUCCACCGUCUGUUAAUCAAAAUGUUCUAUCACACACACGUGUUCGCUCAUGGGUUAGAUUGAAGUGGGCAUCUGUUCCUGUUUUUUUGUACUUUUAUUUUUUAGUCAGUACACAAUUUACUGCUCCAGGUACUGCGUUAGGUGAGGGGAGGAGUAUAUGAAGAUUUGUCAUUUUACAGCACAAAUGAAUAAACUUUGUGAAAUACACUGUAUGCUACACACCAGUCCUGUCCUGAGCACUUUGUACGUAACAGACCGUCAUAACAAUGUGGAAAAUGUAGCAGUACUAGAAUUCUGUAUUUCAGUAAGAAUGUAUUUUUUAAAAGAAAUUACUGUAUGAAGGAGACACAAAGUUCUGUCACUUAACCCUACAAUGCAAGUUCAAGUUUCACAAACAAGUGUUUGACUUUUUGUUGUUGACCAGUGUUACAGUAGACUUGUUAGACCCCCGUGUACUGCACAGUGCAAGGACUCUAAUCAAAUUGCAAUAUUUAUUGUUGUGUGCAGUCAGAAGUCUGUAAAGAGAUCGCAAGGAUUAAUGGUGUUAUGUCAGAUUUCUACCUUAUACAUGAGGAUGUACCUGAGAUUUUACGAAAUAGGUGUCUCACGUGACCUUAAAGUGGUGUAUAACAGUAAUUACUUUGCUCGAUUUAUGUCUUCAACUGCAAAAAUCUUAAUCUAAUAUUUUAUACAUCUAAUUUGGACUUUGAAACCCUGUGUACUAUGCAAAUAAACAAAUGUAACACCUAUUUUCCAGUAUUAGUUGAUAAACGUAUAGGUUAAAGUAUUACAGUAAUACUAACCAACCCCUGUGGAUUUGUACGCCUUCAAUGAAAUGAUACAAAGGCAAAUGAACUGAACAUCUACCAGUAGGCUCAGGAAGAAUAAGAUGCUUACGUGCAUUAAUCAAAUCAAGCAAAAGCUGUAAUACACUGGCAACAGACUGAAUCCAUACUUAUUAAAACUAAUUAAUUCAGCUGUAAUAGCUCCUCAUUUUAACUGACUGGCAUUUCACCGUCAAACAAAAACUUGGGCUGACACAAGUCAGUGCCAUCUAAUCCUGUCAGUCUCCCACUCACUUAUAAUGUAGUGCCCCCUUAAUAGCUUCCUGACUCUCACCUUAGAAACCUAAAUUCUCAUUGUGUCCCUGCUCACCUUUGGUCAGGGGACAUCACACAAUAAUUACAGCAGAUCUAUAACAAAACCCGUUACAUGGCUGCUACACAAUCCACACAGGGGAUUUCAGAUGAGGCCUAUUUCCCCCUCAUGUCCCACAAUGCCUCCUUUAGAAAAAAGAAAGAAAAAAAACUAGCAGCAUUUUGUUAAACUACAGAAGCUGUAAUCAGCCAAAGCACUGCUGGACACAAAAGCUGCUGCUGCAGGGAGAGAGAUAUGAUGUGGAAAUAAAUAAACUAAUCCUGUGGGUACUGUUGUAUUGUGCACAUAAAACCAAGCCAGGUAAUUAUACUGCAACACAAAGACCAACCAAAUGACAAAAAACACAUUAUUCUAUUGAUAUGACAACACACUGAAAUGUGGGGAUAUAAAAGCACCUUGAGGUAUUUUGGCAUUUUGUUAAGAUUAUUAUUAUUGUUCUGCUGUAACCCACUUAAAGGGUAGAGGGGAUAUUCUUGUAUAUACUGGAAUGUAUGUAGUUUCACUUACUUUUUGACCAGUUGUGUUCUGUCAUUCAAGGGCUUGGGGAUAGAUUGGAGAUUGUUGGAGAUUUUGGGGGAAAUACAUUUUUCAACCACUGGGUUUUCUUGUUUGUUUUUCCCAGUCUGCCCUUAAUGCACCGCACAACACAGUAUAAAACUCUCACCACAUAUCUAGAUAAAUGAGUAAAAAAGAAAAAAGUGCUUUUAAACUUUAUUCCAUCGCUUUCAUAUGUGCCACUCUGUGUCUGGUAGGAAGUUUAAAUUAUUUUAUGAAUGAUAAAAUGCCAAAUUAAGGGGUUAUUUAUAUGAAGAUAUAUAAAUGAAUAUAUAUUAUAUAUUAGAUAUGUGUAGUUUAAGAUUAUGUUUUUAGAGGCUUUUUUGCACUAGUUGAAUGUUUUAUGUUGUGUGAUUACAUGUAACCUUUAGCUCUCUAGUUUGUCUAAAAAGCAGAUUAUUUUUGCACAGCAAUGUCACUGAUUUUAAGUUCCUCGGGUUCGCCUGUAUCUCCUCUGUUUUCUAUAUGAACUGUAGCUUGUCAACAAACCAUUCUGUGCGCGUUUUUGUAUUUAUAUUGUAUUGUUGAACUUUGUUGAACUUAUAGCAAUGAAAAUACUGUUGUUAUCCAGCUCCUUUAAUACUGUUUUAUAGUAUGUGUACCAAUAAAACCAGGUGUAAAAUGGGA
Solea senegalensis (Senegalese sole) is the source of this 4428-nucleotide messenger RNA. Its product is annotated as 1-phosphatidylinositol 4,5-bisphosphate phosphodiesterase beta-4-like. The transcript is spliced from 17 exons. Gene Ontology annotation, biological process: phosphatidylinositol-mediated signaling; lipid metabolic process. Lineage: Eukaryota; Metazoa; Chordata; Actinopteri; Pleuronectiformes; Soleidae. Gene Ontology annotation, molecular function: phosphatidylinositol-4,5-bisphosphate phospholipase C activity. The annotation marks the transcript as partial. The record is from RefSeq and is a predicted model, not a curated record.